Phytophthora sojae is the source of this 456-nucleotide messenger RNA. RefSeq lists its product as hypothetical. The coding region runs from base 1 to 456 and encodes 151 amino acids. The transcript has a single exon. The record is from RefSeq and is a predicted model, not a curated record. NCBI's taxonomy places the organism in Eukaryota, Oomycota, Peronosporomycetes, Peronosporales, Peronosporaceae.
AUGACCCCCUACCAGCUCACGAUAGACGCUAUGGAUCGCACAGCGGUCGUCCCCGUUCUCGUAAUUAUCAUAGGGAUCCUUUGCGAAGUCGCUUUCGUCGUGGAUCUUUGGUUUAGCUGGCACGUGCGUGAGUCCCAGGCGUCAAUGGAACUGUAUGACCAAAAGCUGCGGAGCGUGUACAGGAAGGAGCGGAUGCUCUGGGAUAUCCUCGCCGCCAUUCCGUUCUACGAUGUGCUGGCAGUACUGGGCUGCAGUGCGUGGUUCAAAUUGCUACGUUGCAUCAAGAUUUUCAACCUCGGCAGCUACUUCAACGAGCUAAACCGACGUAGCAUUUCCAACGAGACAACCAGCUUUUGGCACGUCUGGAUGGGGUAUUUGUUGGUCAUCUACUGGGUGGCGUGUGCGUAUCUGGCAGUGUCGAUGGACGCAGGCUUCGGAGCAGAGUGGGAAGGGUAG